Messenger RNA from Penicillium expansum, 582 nucleotides. RefSeq lists its product as uncharacterized. NCBI's taxonomy places the organism in Eukaryota, Fungi, Ascomycota, Eurotiomycetes, Eurotiales, Aspergillaceae. The record is from RefSeq and is a predicted model, not a curated record. Bases 1 to 582 code for a protein of 193 amino acids. The transcript has a single exon.
AUGAUUGCGCCCAGGUUUGAGGAUGCGGCACUUGGGGUGCUGGAUGAGGUACUAGAUGCAGACGCACUAGCAGCCAGAACCGAGGACAAUACAGUAGCACCUGUAGGCUCUAUAGCCGUGGAUGUGUCAGAAUUUGAAGAAACCUGGGGAUGUGAAUGUCUCUGGGACUGGGGGUGUCUCCAACCUGCUGAUAUUGCUGAAGUAAUAGAGGCUGUCGAAGAAGCUGCAGAUGCUGUCGUAGACGGAUCCGUAGAUCCCGACAAAGUGGACGUAGAGGAAACGGAGGUGGUUCUCGUCGGUAACACACCGAUGACCCCAGCUGUGGUCAACGAGAGUGUGUCAUCCUCUCCGUCGUCUGGACAAACGCCCGUCGUACAUGGAUCAGUUGGGCAGCAUCCACGAAAGCUGCCUGCUGAGCAGACAUACCACUGCGCAGUCCCAGUGCAAGUAUUAAGGUCUCGAGGGACAAGAGGCCCGAGUGACUUGAAAGACUCCGUCUCGAACACCAUCCUCAAAUAUCAAGUCUCAUUCACCGAAUCCGAAACAACUCAAUCAGAUCGCAAAACACAGCACUUAUGCUAG